This is a messenger RNA of Oncorhynchus mykiss (rainbow trout), 4421 nucleotides long. The record is from RefSeq and is a predicted model, not a curated record. Lineage: Eukaryota; Metazoa; Chordata; Actinopteri; Salmoniformes; Salmonidae.
GAUCGUGGAUUUCAGUUUUAGCCUAUCUUUAUACUGUACUGUCUGUGAAUGAGCGCUUGGUUUGUGACUUUGUCUAGUAAGCUCGAUGGAUAACACAAUUGACGAAUGUUACUAUCUUAUUCAGUGAUUCAUAAUUUGUUUUCCAACAUAGGUUUCCAAAAAUACAGAUUUAUUUAGAUUUGUACUUUAUUGGCUCCAAUGUUUAGCUUACAUCCGUGUUGCUGCCUCUACCGCGCAGACUCGUCACUGCGGUUCACUGCGUUUCCGUGUUAGCUGGGCUGGCUAGCUGAUAGUGGCUGUCGUCAGGAGAGCCUACGAUCGACUCCGACUGGAUAUUGUAUCGAUGGAUAAAACAAAUAUUUUCGACAAUGCAUUAAUGUUCAUAAACUGUGUUCUUGUGAAUGAUGCUAUGGAAAGUGCGGUGACUACACCGUCCGUAACAUGCGAUAUUAGCCAAGUGUGCGUCUUAAGAGCAGUUUACGUUAUCUAGGUAACUGUUACCGCUAUAUAACAUUUAUGGUGGCUUCGUUGAUCAAUUUUUUGUGUUUUGUCCUCGUCUGUAUUGGUGGAAAAUGAAGAAGUUCAAUAUCAGAAAAGUGCUGGACGGCUUGACUGCUUCUUCCUCUGGCACUGCAUCUCCACAACCAGGAACUAAUCAAAACGAUGUGAUCCAAGAGACGCUACAAUCGGAGCAUUUUCAGCUCUGCAAGACUGUGCGCCAUGGCUUUCCCUACCAGCCCUCCUCCAUGGCCUUUGACCCUGUGCAAAAAAUUCUGGCCAUCGGGACUCAGAGCGGAGCUGUGAGACUUUUUGGCCGUGCGGGUGUGGAGUGUUACUGUCAGCAUGACAGUGGUGCAGCUGUAAUCCAGCUUCAGUUUCUGGUCAACGAGGGGGCGCUGGUGAGUGCCUUAGCUGAUGACAGCGUUCACCUGUGGAACCUGAGGCAGAAGCAGCCAGCUAUCCUGCACACUCUCAAAUUCAAUCGGGAGAGGAUCACGUUUUGUCACCUGCCCUUCCAGAGUAAAUGGCUGUACAUCGGCACAGAGAAAGGAAACAUCCACAUCGUCAACGUGGAGUCCUUCACACUGUCAGGCUACGUCAUUAUGUGGAACAAAGCCAUCGAACUGUCCUCCAAGUCACACCCUGGGCCUGUGGUCCACAUCAGUGAUAACCCCAUGGAUGAGGGAAAGAUUUUGAUUGGAUUUGAAUGUGGGACCGUGGUGUUGUGGGAUCUGAAAUGCAAAAAAGCUGACUACCGCUACAAUCAUGAUGAGGCCAUCCACUCAGUAGCCUGGCACCAUGAGGGAAAACAGUUCACCUGCAGCCACUCAGAUGGAACUCUGACCACAUGGAAUGUACGUGUCCCCGCCAAGCCUACAAUCACCAUCACACCACACGGUAAGCAGCCCAAGGAUGGAAAGAAGCCAGAACCAUGUAAACCUAUCCUCAAAGUGGAGUAUAAAACGACUAGAGCUGGGGACGCCUUCGUGGUCAUGUCUGGAGGCCUGUCCUAUGACACGGGGUGCAGGAGGUCCUGUCUGACGGUGAUGCAUGGGAAGAGUACUGCUGUCCUGGAGAUGGACUAUCCCAUCGUAGACUUCCUCACGCUCUGUGAAACACCAUAUCCUAAUGAUUUCCAGGAGCCUUAUGCUGUAGUUGUCCUCUUGGAAAAGGAUUUAGUUGUCAUCGACCUUGAACAAAUUGGGUACCCAAUAUUUGAGAACCCGUACCCUCUGUCGAUCCACGAGUCUCCAGUGACGUGCGUGGAGUACUUUGCUGACUGCCCUCCUGAACUCAUACCUGCACUUUACUCUGUGGGCUCCCGGCAAAAGAGACAGGGUUACAGUAAGAAGGAAUGGCCUAUAAGUGGUGGUAACUGGGGCCAAGGCACACUGAGCUACCCCGAGAUCAUCGUCACUGGACAUGCUGACGGAUCAAUCAAGUUUUGGGAUGCUUCUGCAAUAAUGCUCCAAGUACUGUACAAGCUGAAGACUGCCAAGGUGUUUGAGAAGGCUCCAAAGGGCAGUAAGGAGGAGAAGCCGAGCACAGAGAUAGUGGAUGAGGAUCCCUUUGCCAUCCAGACUUUGUCGUGGUGCCCAGCGAGCAGAAUGCUGUGUGUGGCCGGAGUCUCCGCCCACGUCAUCAUCUAUAGGUUCAGCAAACAGGAAAUGACCACAGAGGUGGUGCAGCUGUUGGAGGUGCGUAUGCAGGGUGAGCUGAACGAUGUGGAUUCUCCAGACCCAGCAGGAGACCAUCCUCCCACCCCAUCUACCCCAGUACCCCCCUCCUCCUCCAGCCCUACCCAGGAGGGAGAGCCCCCUGAGGCCCAGCCCUUCACCUCUGAUGACCGGCCCAGGGAUAACGGACCAGGCCUUAAGGUCUGGAGCGCCCCUCUGAAGCAGUCUCCUGGUUACCAGGUGGAGCUGGUCAUUCAACUGGUCUGGGUUAGUGGGGAGCCGCCGCAGCAGAUCACCAGCCUGGCCGUCAGCUCGUCAGACGGACUUGUGGUGUUUGGCAACAGCAGCGGUCUGGCUGUCGUGGACUACCUUCAGAAGAGCCUCCUCCUGAACAUGAGCACGUCAGAGCUGUACAGUCCCUCAGACCCCUACCAGAGACAGCCUCGGUCGCCUCGCAAGACACGCCAGCCAUCUGGAGACAAAGACAUUCCGCCUGUGACAUCUUGCAUGUCCCGCCUUUCUAUAUUUUAUACGUCUAUGAAAAAGACCUAUCAUUCUUCUAACUCCCCUCUCAGUGAUAACAGCGAUGGAAACAACAUUUCAGAGGAGAAAAGCAGCAAAUCACCAACGUCAGGCUCUACGACACCCACCAAUUCAGACGAUGAACACAAACAGAAAAGGUUUAUAGAAAUGGUGAAGUCCAAAAGCAGGCGCUUUUCCAAGACGGUUGCCAAUGACUUUGCCAAGAUGUCAAAGAAAAUUAGCUCACCUACAGAGCAAAAGACAGGCCUGGAUGCCAAGGACAGUUCGUUUAGCCGCUCGAGGAGUUCCAGUGUGACCAGUAUAGAGCGGGAGUCCCGCGAAGCAAUCUCCUCCUUCCACUUCAGUGAGAGUUUCCCCAGGAAGACGGACAGCAGCCCCAGCCCCAGCCUGUGGUUGGGUACUACCCAGGGCACUGUCCUGGUCCUCUCCCUCAGCCUGCCACCUACAGGGGACCAGAGGCUGCAGCAACCUGUCGGAGUCUCUUCCUGUGGUACUCUGGUCAGACUAAAAGGAGGUAUCCUGACUAUGGCCUUCCUGGACUCCCUUGGGGCGGUCCUACCCCCUUCCUACGAGCCGUGGUCCGAGCCCAACGCUCCAGACGAGGAGAAGACGAGGAGGCGCAGGCCGGCCUCCCCACCCCCCACCCAGGAGGGUCAGGACAGCCAGUACGCUGUGGUGUGCUCAGAGAAACAGGCCAAGGUGGUGGGUCUGCCCUCCCAGUCCUGCUUCUUCAAACACAACAUCACAGAGAGCUCCUUCGUGCUGAGAGCUGACGUGGUGCAGAUGGCCGCUGGACUCUGCCUCGCCUGCUUCUGUGCUAAUGGACACAUCAUGACUCUGAGUCUACCCAGUCUCAGACCACUCCUGGAUGUGAACUACCUUCCCCUGACAGACAUGAGGAUAGCCCGGACCUUCUGCUUCUCCAACCUGGGCCAGGCCAUGUACCUCACCUCCCCCACCGAGAUACAGAGGAUCACAUACAGCCAGGAGACCUGCGACAAUCUGCAGGAGAUGAUGGGAGAGCUGUUUACACCGUUAGAGACACCUGAAGCUCCUAAUAGAGGCUUCUUCAAGGGCCUGUUUGGGGGAGGAGCUCAGUCGCUGGAUAGAGAAGACCUGUUUGGUGAGACUGCGGCGGGUAAGGCAUCUCGUAGCCUGGCGCAGCACAUCCCCGGGCCCCAGGGCAUGGAGGGUAUGAAGGGAGCAGCCUCUGGGGUGGUGGGGGACCUGGCCCGUGCCAGGAUAGCCCUGGAUGAGAGGGGGCAGAAACUGGGUGAGCUGGAGGACAGAACCGCAGCCAUGAUGGCCAGCGCUGACUCCUUCUCUAAACACGCUCAUGAUAUGAUGCUGAAGUACAAAGAUAAGAAGUGGUACCAGCUCUGAUGGCAGCGAGGGGAGACAGUGGGACGCAGUUGUUUUGUUGCACCACUUCAUUAUCUACAGAAGAUGCAGCUCCUCCUCUUCCUCCUCCUCCUCCUCCUCUCCAUCUCUCUGCAGGAGGAAGAGGUGUUGUAUGACAGACUGAGAGGCUUUCUUCCUAGCAGCACAAUACAACACUGCAUUACCUCAGUCACCUGGUUACCACUGACUGACUGAAGCGGACUGACUGACUAACUGAAGCAGACUGACUGCAUGACUGGUAAGGACUGACUGACUGAUAAGGACUGACUGACACAGACGGACUGACUGAUAAGGACUGAC